GGUUUUGUGUGGGUCAUACACUGAGGAAUUGACUGAACAUAGUCUUGAAGCGGUCAAGACAAAGCAAAUCACAAGGCCAAAGGUCAGGUUUUGUGUUUUGCUGUAGUUCCAGUGGGACAAGUUUCCUUCUGUCUCAUCCUUAACAAUAUGCAGAGACGUAAGCAUACCCAUGAACAUGAAUAUUCAGUUUCUUGAGCUAUGGAAAAACAUGCGACAGAGAAAUUUGAGGCUUCCAGGUACCUUAAAACUUAUUUUAGCACUUGUAAUUCUUACUAUGAUGUUUCUACUCUCUAGUUUGUUAAGAAAGUGUUCUCAGAUAUGGUUCAAGACUUGCUUGCUGAACCCUCUAUAAGUUCUGGAAAACCACUGCCUCCCUUUAAAAUGCUGAAUGAAUAUGCUUCGAUUUGAUCCUUCAAAAAGAAAAGAAAAAUCAUGAAUAUGGAAAGAAGCAGUGGAUAUGGUAGAGCAAGAAAUGUAAACCGAGGAUGAUGCUUGGGAUAAGUCAUGCCAAUCUUUAUAAUCUGUUUACUUCUCUGAGACAGUAUUGUCAAGUCAGUCCACUACAGAUGCUGAAAUAAAUCCUUGAGAAGAAGAGCUGUCCGGGGUUACAAGUCUCCAUGUACAAAAACUCCUGAAUCAUCAUUGUCUGAUUUUGAAACUGAAGGGUCAAAUGAUUCUCAAGCAGUACCAGAAAGGUUCAUUUACAGGAGGACUGACGCAAUAUGAAGAUACUGUUUGAUGGUUCAUUUCGUAAGGGGUGGUUGAUUCUGUUUGAAGCAAAAUUUAGAUACUGAACAACCUGUUCUGGCAAGCGUACCUGUGGGAUUUGAUGGUGACAUCUGCUUCUAAGAAAUUUAGCUUCAGGUUCGGCAUUGAUGUGAGAUGAUAAAAUCUUCAAGAACGAGGCAUAGCAAGAGAACAUCAAUCCAAAGAAACUCAUCAGCUGAGCAUAAUCCCCUGAUUUGGUUCAGGAUAUAUGUUUCCGGUUUAGUUAAACCGAAUCAAAUGGACAGGCACCAGAGGGAAUUGUCUUUGAAUAAUUUAAUAUCGAUGUAACGAACAAAACAUGUUUUAAGCGUUGAUUAACCGUUGAAAGUGAUAUUAAUACUAUAAAUUGAAAUAUGCGUACACUUAACAAAAACUCUAAUCGGCACUAUUUAUGUGAAGAACCGUGCAAUAAGGACCAAUUCCUUUCACGCAUUAUUCAACUCUUUCACACAAGGAGACAUGAUACUAUCCAAUAAUCAAGAUCAAGAAGAUAUAGGAUUGUGAAAAAAUCUAAGGCAAACAUGUUGGAGGGCAUAGCAAAGAGAUGGAAGGAGCUAAGUGGCCAAAACAAAUGGCAAGGCCUGCUUGAUCCACUUGACCCGGAUCUUCGCCGCUACAUUAUUCACUAUGGCGAGAUGUCACAGGUUGGUUACGACGCCUUUAACUGGGACCGUAAGUCCAGAUAUGCCGGUGAUUGUUAUUACUCCAAGAAACAAAUCUUUGCUCGAACCGGCUACCUUAAAGCCAACCCUUUCAGGUACAAUGUGACUAAGUACAUCUACGCAACAGCUUCCAUAAAGUUACCAAUUUGUUUCAUCGUCAAGUCUUUGUCAAAGGAUGCAUCUCGAGUGCAGACUAACUGGAUGGGUUACAUUGCGGUUGCGACAGACCAAGGAAAAGCGAUGUUAGGAAGGAGAGACAUUGUUGUGGCAUGGAGAGGAACUCUUCAACCAUAUGAAUGGGCUAAUGAUUUUGAUUUUCCACUUGAGCCAGCUAUCUCGGUUUUCCCGGUAAAAGACGCCAAAGCUAACCCUCGUAUUGGAAGUGGCUGGCUCGACAUCUACACUGCUUCUGAUUCUCGCUCGCCUUAUGACAAGACUAGUGCACGAGAACAGGUACAAGGAGAGCUCAAGAGGUUGUUGGAAGUUUACAAGAAUGAAGAAGUAAGCAUCACUUUCACAGGCCAUAGCUUGGGUGCCGUUAUGUCAGUUCUGUCAGCUGCAGAUUUUGUCUAUGGCAAAAACAACAAGACCAAUAUAAGUCUUCCAAAAAAGCAGGUUCCUAUCACAGUUUUUGCUUUCGGGAGUCCUCGGAUUGGAGACCAAGACUUCAAAAAAAUCGUCGACUCACUCCAGCAAAUAAACAUCCUAAGAAUAGUAAAUGUUCCAGAUGUCGCACCACAUUAUCCACUCUUACUGUAUGCAGAAAUAGGCGAAGUAUUAGAGAUCAAUACAUUGAACUCCACUUACCUGAAACGGUCUCUGAACUUUAGGAACUACCAUAACUUGGAGAUAUACCUGCACGGCAUGGCAGGGAUGAAAGAUACAGCCGGGGUAUUCAAGCUGGAGAUUGGCCGAGACAUUUCUUUGGUCAAUAAAGGAUUAGAUGCUCUGAAGGACGAGUACUUAGUGCCAAGUACCUGGAGAUGUUUGGCAAACAAAGGGAUGGUUCAAAUGGAUGAUGGGACAUGGAAGCUGAAUGUCCACAGGAGAGAUCAUGAUGAUGAUGACGAUGCUGCUGAAGAUGACUCCUCCUCAACAAGUAACCAACUACAAGAGCUUAAUACAGUUUAGUUACUAAAACUUAUAAAAAGGUUCCGCACAAUAUGUUUGUACACAAAAAUGAAAAAUCAUUUAGAAGCACAAAGAAUCUGAGGGCCGAAUC
Capsella rubella is the source of this 2652-nucleotide messenger RNA. RefSeq names its product phospholipase A1-IIalpha. The record is from RefSeq and is a predicted model, not a curated record. The transcript is spliced from 5 exons. Gene Ontology annotation, biological process: lipid metabolic process. Gene Ontology annotation, molecular function: glycerophospholipid phospholipase A1 activity. Lineage: Eukaryota; Viridiplantae; Streptophyta; Magnoliopsida; Brassicales; Brassicaceae. Bases 1290 to 2561 code for a protein of 423 amino acids.